CGGGCUCGCUGCUCCCGUGCCGCUCCCUUGCCCGUGAGCCGGGCGGGGGCGGGAAGGUCCCGGGGCGGGCCUGGCUCUGCCUGAUCCCGGGGACCAGGGAGGCGGCGCUGGCGGGUUCGGGGAGCGCCCCAGGCUCUGCCCGGCGGCGGCUGGCCCACGUCCACCGCCGCAGAAGGGAGCUCGCCGGCGGCUGGGGCAGGCCCGUGCUCCCCUAUGGGCUUGCGUGGGGAUCCAUGUUUUGAUCUUCCCGAGCGGAUUGUAACCCUGAGCCUGGAGGCGUCUGGCCGAGAGGCAUGCCUUGCGGCGCCGCUGUCCUCCUCUGAGUCCUGCGGCUUGGGCGGUGGCCGGGGUCGAGGAGACCCGCUCUAGUUCGCUGCAAACCGCGCUGCCUCCCGGCUCGGGCCUGAGGCCGCUCGUGUCGCGUGGAACGAUGUACACCUUCGUGGCACGAGAUGAAAACAGCAGCAUCUAUGCUGAGGUGUCCAAAAUACUCCUGUCCACCGGCCAGUGGAAGAGGCUGAAAAGAGACAACCCCAGAUUUAACCUGAUGCUGGGGGAGAGGAACAGGCUGCCCUUCGGGAGACUGGGUCAUGAACCUGGACUUGUGCAGCUGGUAAAUUACUACAGGGGAGCUGACAAGCUUUGUCGCAAAGCUUCGUUAGUGAAGCUAAUCAAGACGAGCCCUGAGUUAUCAGAAUCUUGCACAUGGUUCCCAGAAUCAUAUAUGAUUUAUCCAACUAACCUAAAGACUCCAGUGGCUCCAGCGCAGAAUGGAAUUCGCCAUCUUAUAAACAACUCCAGGACGGAUGAAAGGGAAGUGUUCCUGGCCUCCUACAACAAGAGGAAGGAGAAUGGGGAGGGGAACGUGUGGAUAGCCAAAUCCUCGGCCGGUGCCAAAGGUGAAGGAAUUCUUAUUUCUUCAGAGGCUACUGAACUUCUGAACUUUAUAGAUGAUCAAGGACAAGUGCAUGUGAUUCAGAAAUACCUUGAAAAGCCUAUGCUAUUAGAGCCAGGCCAUCGCAAGUUUGAUAUUAGAAGCUGGGUUCUAGUGGAUCACCAAUAUAAUAUCUACCUCUACAGAGAAGGCGUUCUGCGGACCUCUUCAGAACCAUACAAUAGUGCUAAUUUCCAAGACAAAACCUGCCAUUUGACCAAUCACUGCAUACAGAAGGAAUAUUCUAAAAACUAUGGGAAGUAUGAAGAAGGGAAUGAAAUGUUUUUUGAGGAGUUCAAUCAGUAUCUGAUGAGUUCUUUGAACAUUACACUGGAAAGUAGCCUGUUAUUGCAGAUCAAACAAAUAAUAAGAAGCUGCCUUAUGUGUAUAGAGCCUGCAAUCAGCACCAAACACCUUCACUACCAGAGUUUCCAGCUCUUCGGCUUUGACUUCAUGGUAGAUGAGGAACUGAAGGUCUGGCUAAUCGAAGUCAAUGGGGCCCCUGCCUGUGCCCAGAAACUUUAUGCAGAGCUUUGCCAAGGUAUAGUGGAUGUAGCCAUCUCUAGUGUCUUUCCCCUCAGUGACAUAGUGCAAAAGCAGAGCCAGCCAUCAAUAUUUAUGAAGCUGUGAUGACAAGACCAUCUUAGCGAGACACAUGGGAGAGUUGCCAUCUGUCGAUUCUGAGGGAAGGCUGUUGGAUCAUUGACUUUAGUAUCAUGCCAAAAAGGAGGAAAGAGAGACAACUUUUUGGAAAUUCACGAGGAAAAUAUAAAUAAAAGAAGGCUUCCAAGGAGAGUCCAGGAUGAGCCAAAGUUGUUCAGACAACUCUGCCUGUGUUUCACCAAACUAUGCUUUGGAAACAGCUCAUGUGACUUUAAUAACUGAAGCAAAUCUCUCUGGGAGAACAGCAAAAUAAUGUUUAAAAAAAAACAGGAAUACAAUAAUAUUGUAUUAUCUCGUCCUUUUCUAAAAAGAAACCUUUUUUCCUUUUUUUUAAAUAAGGCAAUUUAAUGAAGAGUACCAUUGAUGUGGGUUUCUUGGUUCAUCACCUGCUGCAGUUUUAGUGCCUUAGCUCAGUCCCCAAUAGGUAACUCCUUUUUGUUCCUGCUCCAUUUGUGUAGAGGUGAAAAGCGGUCUUGUUUUGUGGGAUGUGUAAAAGAAGAAAAAGUUAAUUUUAAGUCUGUUUUAAAAUCAGCUAGCGAAACACCCAGUAACGAUAUGGCAAAGGUGGCACCACUGAGGGUACUGUAUCUAAUGUGAUGAAGUAGCCUAGGGGUUUAAGGAGGUUUUAUUUACUUGUAUCCAUUGUCUAAUGAGAUUUGAAUCGGUUGUCUGUCAGUCUGACGCAGUUGGAACCCCUAGAAAACAAGUACUCAGCCCCUCCCUCACCGAUCUGCAGUUUUUAGGGAGCCUAGGUUGACAUUCUUGUUGAGAGCGUUGCUGUAACAGAGUCUGACUUUCCUGGAAGGCUUGUUCAGAGGGGCAUUCAAAUUAUCUUAGUUCAGCUCUUCUUUCAGUUUUUAUGCUUUUAAUACCUUCGUUUUUGUUAACCAAAACAACACCAAGGGACUCUGGCAGCCUCUUUAAGAUGCAUCUGAGGCUUGAAAAAAGAAUCCUUUCAACCCCACCAGUUGUUUCCCUUUCAACCCAACCAAUUUUAUCUCUCUCCAUUGGACAAACAUUGCAUUUUUUAGCACUUACAAGUCAGCACCACCGAAACAUGGCUGUGCUUUGUGCCCCAAGCAUCAUCAGUCAGUAGAAAUAGGCUCACCUCUUGGGGAAAGCAUUUGAUGAUCAGCUGGUGCUGCUGUAGAACAGCAGGGAAACUCUUGUUCCAUAUUGUGUUAUAUUGUGAUAACCUUUUAAAAAAAAAAAAAAAUUAGGUCAGUGAAUGUAGAAACUCACAUUUUUUAAGUAUAACCUAAAUAGAUAUAUGAAAUCCUGGGAACAUUCCCCACAUCAUAAACAGACCCUUUAAGUUACAAUUUUUAACCUAAAUAGGUUGGCUGUGUUUCUUUGUAGAACACAGUGGGGUCCCUAAUAGCAAACUGGGUACUAUAGAUCAUAAGUGUGUUCCGUAUUGCAAUGCAAUGUGUUGGAAAUUUUCAGUAGGAAUAGAGAGGUGGAAUUUUAGAUUUAAUCUUAGUGUUUAAGAAGUAAUAAUCUGUGUCUGCAAAUGACUAAUACUAACAAGAUCCCCUUUUUCAAGGAAACCAGUAAGAUUUCUAUAAGCUAUUACGCGUUUUCAAUACUGAGCUGCUGCAGUUCUCCUACAUGCAUUGCAUGUUGCAUCCUAGCAUAUUUUAUGAUUAGAUUUUUUUUUCUACAUAUUUUAAAAGGUCAGUGAAAUGAGGCAGCUUCCUACCAAACAAGUGUGCAUGACUGAAUGAGAAGCAGAGUCUGAUACAGAAAAGCAUGAGAGACUUGUUUAGAAGAAGGAUCUCUCUUGUGUGGUGCACAAUCCCCACAGGAUGCUGUUGUGGAACACUGACAUCUGCACCUGAAUCAAAUCCAGCAAGAGUUCUGGCUCUGCUGGUCGGAUCAGAACUACAUUCUGUUGUCUCUGACAGUUGCUUUGGGUUGAGGAUACUUACAUUAAGGGUGACCCAAGCAAAAGAAAAGUGGCUCCUGCUACCAAAAAAAAAACACAUUUAGGAGGUUCCAAGCUUCUGAUUGGCUGAGUUUAAUAAGCAUUGAGUUACGUAGUCUAAUUUUUCCCUCCAGUGAAAUGUCUGAGCACUCUUACACACUUUCCUCGACUUAGGGUUGAGAUUUCCCAUCUCUGAAUUGUUUCCAGGGUAGAGCUCUGUGAAUGAAUGAAACUGUCACACUUUGCCAAGUCACUGGUGUUCAUAAAUCUUGGCUCUAUAGCAAAGGGAGAGACAGAAGCAUUUCUGAGAGGUGUACGGAACUUUAAAUCUCAUUGCUGGGGCGCACUGGGGGAGUUUCUGUUCCAUACCUUAAUUAUUUCGAUCCAGAACAGCUAGAUUUGGGGACGGACUCAGCCACUCAUCUUAAAAGUCUGUCUAUUUGAAAACUUUGGCCAGGUGGCUAUCAGAUUGUCACUUCUGCCAAAGUGCUUCAUACUCUUGCUGGCUUCAUUUAUUUACAGCAAGUAAAUAACUUACUUCACAACUCUUCACACCAUUGCUGCUUUUCUGCAGAUCUCUGGGAUCUAGCAUUGAAGCUGCAGAGGUCGUUCCAUUGGUGUGAGUUUUCUGCUGUAACGCCAGUUGAACAUCAUCUGUACAUCAAGCCAGACUGCAGGUGAGACAGGAAACAUCAGUGAAGCAGUUAAGAUUCCUUAGCUGACUAGCAUUCUUUCCUUAUAUCAGAUGGCAAAGAACAGGCCUUAUUCUAGGGCUUGUAUGGGGCUGCCUGAGCUCACUGUCAAGAGCCCAAUUACCUUGCUUGGCGGAGGGGCAGUGUAAGGCCAGGAAUUUUGUUUUGCAAAGGGAGUAGCCAGGUGAUUUGAGUUGGGUUUUCACGGCUGCAGGAAAAAAAAAGGAAAACUAAUUUUAAAAAUUAACUUGAAGUCUCCAUUACUGUGGAGGCCAGGAAGCCUAUGAGGGGGACAGACGGGGUUUGUACUGAAAUGAACCCACAGAAAGCCUCAGUGGGGAAUGUUGGAUAAUCCUAACUCAUGUGACUACAAGCCUAAUAAGGACACGGGCGCUAUCAUUAAAACAUCAGUCAAUAUUUGAAGCGUAUGCCCCCUUUAGUGUAAUCUGUCAUGAAUUCCCAGGUACUGGAGUUAUAUAUAGGGCUGUCAAAAUCCAAUGGCUAGCAGAUUGCCACCAUCACCAUAAGAGGCUGCCCCUCUGAUACUUGAUAACAUAAGUGUGUUGCUGCUGUGCAAACUUCUCUUAAGCAGUAAGUGUGAAAUGAGCUCAAGUGUUGUAUAUAAAUAUCUGUGAAAAUUUGAUGGCAGAUGUAACGUGCAUUUGAACUAUAAAGUGGUUGAAAUAUUGUAUUCCAGAAGUUGACAAGAAAGACUGCUCUCACUGUGUGUACAGUGAGCUCACGUGUGAAUGGUGGGGUAGAAGUUCCAAAAAUUGAUGUCUAAGUUAGGGUCCUAUGUCCAUAAGGGGCCUGAUUUUUCAAUAGAGCUGAGCUCCCAACAGCUCUCAUUGAUUUCAUGAAGAAGCAAAAAAAGGCACAAGCCCAAAUUUAAAAAAAUUCUUUUUAGGUCACCUUUUAUUUCCAUUUCACUGAUAGCAGUAGUAACUAGAUAGUGAAGUGCAAAUGAAAAGCCAUCUGGCUAAUACCAGUCAGUCAAAUGGAAAUCAAAGGUGACUUUAAUUGAAAGUGAUGAAUUUAAAACCUGGGUUUGCCCCCCUGGUUUCUUCCUGAUGUGUAUGAAGUGAGCCUGGAACCUGUGGUGAGGUUUGGCUUUGCACGUGUUUUUACCUUUAGAAGUAGCAGGAAUGUCAGUCUGGUCUCAUUGGUCUUGCUGGAUGUUGGAGGACGUGUAUUGUGAGCUCUCAUUCAUUAACUCAUUACUGGAAGAGGGAAGGUGGUGUGGACUAUUUAAGGCCAUGGCUACAGUAGAAAAAAGGUGGGGAAGUGAUAAGCUCAUGUUAGCUACCCUGUGUUAAAAUCCUAGUACAGACAAAGUAAGUUGUAGCUUUACCACAUGUUAGCUGGUCAGAGUAACCCCCAGGUUACCCCCCCCC
Messenger RNA from Caretta caretta (loggerhead turtle), 5610 nucleotides. RefSeq names its product tubulin tyrosine ligase (gene TTL). Gene Ontology annotation, cellular component: spindle microtubule. The record is from RefSeq and is a predicted model, not a curated record. Gene Ontology annotation, biological process: microtubule cytoskeleton organization; protein modification process. NCBI's taxonomy places the organism in Eukaryota, Metazoa, Chordata, Testudines, Cheloniidae. Gene Ontology annotation, molecular function: tubulin-tyrosine ligase activity.